Messenger RNA from Piliocolobus tephrosceles (Ugandan red Colobus), 3552 nucleotides. It is a transcript of the gene ATOH8, whose product is annotated as atonal bHLH transcription factor 8. Gene Ontology annotation, cellular component: nucleus. The record is from RefSeq and is a predicted model, not a curated record. The transcript is spliced from 3 exons. Lineage: Eukaryota; Metazoa; Chordata; Mammalia; Primates; Cercopithecidae. Gene Ontology annotation, biological process: positive regulation of transcription by RNA polymerase II; anatomical structure morphogenesis. Gene Ontology annotation, molecular function: DNA-binding transcription factor activity; protein dimerization activity; E-box binding. The coding region runs from base 1 to 1257 and encodes 418 amino acids.
AUGAAGCACAUCCCGGUCCUCGAGGACGGGCCGUGGAAGACCGUGUGCGUGAAGGAGCUGAACGGCCUCAAGAAGCUCAAGCGGAAAGGCAAGGAGCCGGCGCGGCGCGCGAACGGCUAUAAAACUUUCCGAUUGGACUUGGAAGCGCCCGAGCCCCGCGCAGUCGCCACCAACGGGCUGCGGGACAGGACCCAUCGGCUGCAGCCGGUCCCGGUCCCGGUGCCGGUGCCAGCCCCAGUGGCCCCGGCCGUUCCAAGAGGGGGCGCAGACACGGCCGGGGAGCGCGGGGGCUCCCGGGUGCCCGAGGUCUCCGACGCGCGGAAACGCGGCUUCGCCCUGGGCGCAGUGGGGCCAGGACUCCCCACGCCGCCGCCGCCGCCGCCGCCGCCGCCUCCUGAGCCCCAGAGCCAGGCUCCUGGGGGCCCAGAGGCACAGCCUUUCCGGGAGCCGGGUCUGCGUCCUCGCAUCUUGCUGUGCGCACCGCCCGCGCGCCCCGCGCCGUCAGCGCCCCCAGCGCCGCAAGCGCCCCCGGAGUCCACUGUGCGCCCAGCGCCCCCAACGCGCCCGGGGGAAAGUUCCUACUCGUCAAUUUCACACGUAAUUUACAAUAACCACCCGGAUUCCUCCGCGUCGCCUAGGAAACGACCGGGAGAAGCGACUGCCCCCUCCUCCGAGAUCAAAGCCCUGCAGCAGACCCGGAGGCUCCUGGCUAACGCCAGGGAGCGGACGAGGGUGCACACCAUCAGCGCAGCCUUCGAGGCGCUCAGGAAGCAGGUGCCAUGCUACUCGUAUGGGCAGAAGCUGUCCAAACUGGCCAUCCUGAGGAUCGCCUGUAACUACAUCCUGUCCCUGGCGCGGCUGGCUGACCUCGACUACAGUGCCGACCACAGCAACCUCAGCUUCUCCGAGUGUGUGCAGCGCUGCACCCGCACCCUGCAGGCCGAGGGACGUGCCAAGAAGCGCAAGAGCCUCAUCAUCACUCAGGAUACAACAGCGCGAGCAGCUGGUUUGGAGGCAGCAGGGAAAACCGUGCAAAAGGUUCUUUGUGAGAGAGGAAGCUCGCUUAUGAAUAACAGGACUGGACGCCGUAAAAGUUGGCGGCUGGAAUUCUUGUUUCUCAGGCGCCGCGGUUUUCUCUUGACUUUUUAUCUCUGGUUUUUAUUUUUUUCCCAUUUUCUUUUAAUGUUGUUUCUUCCUCUUCUCACAUCAGUUGUGACUUUUUUACCUCCUCUGCGAGCCCGAAGGCCACCUCAUUAGUGCUCCUGACAUUGCCAAACUUUUCUUGUCUCAAGGCUGUUGUCAUUGGGGAUGGUUGGAAGUGACUGUUUUCCUAAGAAAACAGCUAGAGGGGACAUGGGAGCAAGAAGGUGCUUGGGAGGGCACGUCAGUGGUGAGGUUCAAAACAGGCAGCGCCGUGGCAGAGUCGUUCCGCCGUCACCCUGAAUAAACCCUGGGCAUACAGAUGAGAGCAACGUCUCCUCAGAGGGAGGGUCUGGGAGACCGGACACCAUGCAGAGACCCCCAUCAGCUCAUCUGAGAGCUUCACGGAGAUGUUCUGGGAGGACAGUCACAUUCAUAAAUACCCCGGUGCCUCGGCCCCGCCGCUGAUUGCAGCAUGACAUGAAGCCUUUUUAAAGAACUGACUGCUGCUGACAAUGCCUUCUGGGAGAUGUCUGCCCGGAACCUGGGCACCUCCUGGGAGUAGUCACUGGGUGGCCUGUCAGGGGCUGUGGGGUCCUGGGGCAGGGCCGGCAGCUGAAAGGCCAGCCCCGGGGAGGAAAGGAGAAAAGGGCAAGGCUGGGCUGCUUUCCUCACAGCCCCUGGACCCUGAGGGAGGAGCUGAGUCGGGCCUGGGUCUGCCAUGUGUCAGACAGUGGUGAUGUGAUGGGGGGACACAGGUCAGGGGCAGGGUACUGGGAGUUUCCCUUUCCUUUCUCAGUUCUUUGCACCCAUUUUCCAUGGGCUGCCUCCCAGAUCCAGAAGCCCCAGCAGCCCCUCACUCCAGCAGUGGAAAAAGCCCAUCAUCGACACGGCUGUGGGUGGCCAGCUUUGCAAAAGCCUCACAUUUGGGGCUUUGGAGGGCGUUUUGCGUUUCAUCUUUACACAGGCGCCUGCACCUCAUUCCUCUUGCCCUCCUCUCGGCUUUCCUCCCACUUCCAGUAAGAGAGAUGGCAGCUCUGGCAGGACAAAAUAUUGAUGUUUAUCGCAGUUUUAGGGCCAUUCAUCUCACCUGGGCUCAGCGCAGGCCCAUGGGAUCCUCUCUCCUUGAGUGACCUCUGGGGGCAGGUAUCUGGUUUGGAUGCUGGAGCUGGUCCCUACUCUGCCCUUGAGGGCUGUGCGGCCGGGUGCUCAAGUGUUUUAACCUCAGGACCCUGAUUAGUUAUCAUGAAGCUACCCCCCCAGCUCCUGGGUCUGUUCAUGGAUCAAUGGCAUAAAGGACAUAACACUGUUUUGAAAAAUCUGCUCUCCCUCCCGUGUGUCCUGCCCAAGAAGUUGGUCUUCAUGGGGCCGAACGCAAGGAGGACCUGAGGAAGGAAGAGGAACCACUGCCCCCAGCUCCUGGCACGGCAUGGAGUCAGCCUAGUGACCAGAAAUUGCUUUUGAACUCUGAGGCUUCCAGAGGACAAGAGGAAGAGGAGGAUAGGGCUGCCCUGCCCACUGCUCAGCCUUGAGCCCUGCACCUGGCACAGUGUGAGGUCUCAAACAGAGGGUGUCAGCAGGCCCUGGCUCCCCACACCCCAUCCUUAAACAGGCUGUGCCCUUUCUACGUGCCCCAGCAGACCAGAAAGCAGUUUCCAUGGGAAACAACAAACUUUCCUUGUGCUCCCGGGAUAAGUGUUUCUAGAGGGCAAAGUCGGGAGCCAUUCUCUCCUUUAACACCUUGCCACCUCUGCCCAGAAUUCACAACCACCGGGGCCUGUCUUAGCUGCCCUGGCUGUUAGCCCCCCCAGAGCCCCUCUUGGCUGCUCUGCUGAAAGCUGGUCAGACUGCCUCACUCCAUCCCCUGCUUAGCUCCCCUAAGACGUAGGGGGCUCCCUACUGGCCAAGGGACAAGGCCAGACUCAACAGGACACCUGAUGGGCCUCCCAAAUGACCUGACCCUGGCCGAUCACUCCCUAUGUCCCAAUUUACACCCCAGCAGCACAGAACUCCUCGCCCAAAGGGGCUAUUUUUGGCCUCUGUGCUCAUGCCAUCCCUUCUGCCUGGAAUGCCCUUCUCCGCUGUCUGUCUGGCUAACUCCUGCUCAUUCUGGAAGGCUCAGCUCCUCCUGAAAGCCCUCCCUGACCCCGACCCCAGCUUCUUCCUCAGGGCAUCAUAGCACAGGGAUGCUUUUGGUCUAAUUCAGGAGAGCAUCAUGUGAUACACUUUUAAAGUAAUGACUUAAAAUGUUAUACAAUAUGAAACUCUAUUAUGUGAUAUGUUAGAUUUCAUGUCAUUACAUUGCAUUAUAUUUUUAGGUGGUAUGCUAUGUGACAUAGGAUGUGAUGUGAUAUUACAUCCCAUGACACUAUGUUACACAGUGUUGGAUUAGUGCCUGUGUCUCUGGCUAGA